AUGGUCGGACCUCCUACGAAGCGCCAAAAGCGUGGUGAAGUGCCCGAAGGAAAACUACCACAGAAGAAAUUCUUCCGCCAAAGAGCACACGCAAAUCCCUUCUCGGAUCACAACCUCACCUAUCCCGAGUCACCCGCCGCCUUCGACUGGGCUGAGCUUUACCCAGCAUAUGCAGUAAAAGAGGACAAGGAGAACCAGGAUGCGUCAUCUGCACAAGAAAAGAGUGUGGGAAAGAUAUCGAAACAGGUCGAGGUGGCAGACAUUGGAUGUGGCUUCGGCGGCUUGCUGUUCGCACUGGCUCCCAUAAUGCCCGAGACGCUACUGCUGGUGACAGAAUAUGUCCAGACCAAGGCCAAGGCAUUACGCUCGCAACACACCGAAACCCAGGCUUUUCAGAACGUCGCGUGCUUGCGCGCCAACACGAUGAAGUUCCUGCCCAACUUCUUCACCAAGGCUCAACUCAACAAGAUCUUCCUGUGCUUCCCAGAUCCGCAUUUCAAGGCUCGCAAACACAAGGCCAGAAUUGUUAGCACAACGCUGAACUCGCCAGGCGGUAUCAUCUACACCAUCACCGACGUCGAGGAUCUUCACAACUGGAUGGUCGAGCACCUAGACGCCCACCCAUCCUUUGAGCGCGUCUCAGAGGCCGAGCAAGAAGCCGACGAGUGUGUGGCUGUCAUGCGUCAAGAGACCGAAGAGGGCAAGAAGGUGACGAGAAACAACGGUAACAAGUAUGUCGCUCUCUUCAGACGCCGAGAAGACCCUGCAUGGCCCUGA
This is a messenger RNA of Aureobasidium vineae, 777 nucleotides long. The record is from the annotation of a GenBank genome assembly. Lineage: Eukaryota; Fungi; Ascomycota; Dothideomycetes; Dothideales; Saccotheciaceae.